GAUCAAGACAGUAUCCAAAUGGGCUGGCAUCCAGAACUGGUCACGUACAUCAGACCAUUCUGCAUGCUCAAACCGCCCAAUGUACACUGUCAGAUAGCCAUGUUGGCUAUCCCUGCGGACGUGCUGCUGCAAGUACAUAACGCCACGAACGGACAAGCGCCCUUCCUGAUAGAAAACAUGACUUUCAGCGACAGGGCAACCUUGGUUGCAGUACUGCAAACCAGACCCCAAGAGCUAUCUGACAAAAUCAAGGAACUCGCCGCCAACAUUGCAGAGGUCUGCAGGAAGUCCGCCAUCGAGAAUAGAGAACUUAACCUCAUCAUCGCCAAAACAGAGAAGGUCAUCCUCGACCUCCAUGGCUACGACUCCUCACACCUAAACAGCACUGGCCAGAUAUCCACAAACAAUGCCACCGAGACCUUCACUGAAUCCUACAUCAGCAGCAUCGCCCUAACUCCUGCAGAGCUGGAGUAUUUCAAGAGGAAGGAAACUCUACGUAGGGAGGCCGCGCACAUCAACAUCUCCUCAACCACAGGAGGAACAGGCCACAAGUUCAGUAAGAACAACUCCUUCCUUCCCCUCGCAUCAAGGAUCUGGACGGAAAAGGCGGUACAGCAUGUCCAUAAUCGCCUAUGGAAGAUGGACACCUUCAAUUAUACGGCUCCAAUCAGUGUCGAUGCUUACAUGGCGCUUGCUGCCAUGACUGUGGCUGACAUAGACAACUGCCGCACUGCCGCCAGGACCGGUACCAUAUCCCUCCCUUCCGGAAGGGCUGGCCUAGAUGUAGAAUUCCCUGCAAUCUCCAAACUGGAGAAGGGUAAAUGCGCCAAGAACCCGCUGCUGUACCAGAAAGGAAUCCCUAAGUUCCCAACAGACCUCCUAGAACUGAAGAAGUUAUGGAACGCCGGAAGACCCUUCCUCAAGUGUCCAUGCCCAGGAUGUGAGAUAAAUUUCACAUGGUUGGACCACAUGCUCUGUUAUGUCAUAGGCAAUCUGGACAAACUGGACCCGCUGGCGCCAUCUGACAAGAUCAGAAUGUUGGAGUUCCAGACACUGUUACGCACAACCUGGAAGAAGCCUAUCUUGGCUCAGGACUCCUUCAUCUUCAUGAGGGAAUAUAUGAUGAAGAUCCUGCAUCUCAUCACGGAGAACAAGGUUAUCUCUAUCGAAGAGAUCCUCGGGUUCAAAGACUUCAAGGAAGUGCCUUUUGUCCGAAAGUUCACGGCGGCGCUGCUUCCUAAUGCAGAAGGAGUGCUUGCGCAAACACCAAGCAGAAGAGAAGGCACGGGCGACUUCGAAGGCAAUUCGCUACGCAGAUGCAGGCAAAUGAGGCUCGGCACCUCACAAACAGGCUCCCCCAUCACAUGCACACCACCGUCCCGAACACCGCAACAGGCACAUACCCCAGGAUCAGACGCAACCGCAUCAUUCACAACACUACACCCCGCUUCCGCCUCCACUCCCGGCUUGCAGACACACCAAUGGACACAAGGAUACAUUGGUGCAAUCGUCCACUUGCAAAGAGAUGAGCAAGCGAACCCGGAGAUCAUCCAGAUCAGCAGCAAUGAAGCCAAAGACGGGGACAACCCGCAACUCCCCAUCAGGAUAGGCUCACUAUCUCCUGAUGCGCCGCUGCGCCCUGGAUCUGCAAUCGAAGCACUCAGACAUAACUAUGGUGCAAGCAGUGCCGACUCAUCUCUUCUUCGGACAGCCAGUGAUCAGACAACACUGGGUGCUGAAUCGGCGACUUCGGACGAUUCCUGGAAGAGGGUUUGCCGUAGACUUAGCCCAGAUUACCGGCUAGGCGGUACUAGCAUUGCAAGGAGCUAAAGACCAUGGUCGCCUUCCUGCUGCAUGGUACAGUGAAAUGUACUAUGUAAGCAUAGCAACGUUUUGGGAACUAUUGCACGUCCCGUA
This is a messenger RNA of Chara braunii, 1917 nucleotides long. The record is from the annotation of a GenBank genome assembly. NCBI's taxonomy places the organism in Eukaryota, Viridiplantae, Streptophyta, Charophyceae, Charales, Characeae.